Molecule: messenger RNA, 2048 nt
Organism: Caenorhabditis auriculariae
Lineage: Eukaryota; Metazoa; Nematoda; Chromadorea; Rhabditida; Rhabditidae
Source: the annotation of a GenBank genome assembly
AUGAAGAGUUUUCUACUCGUUGUGGCAACUUUCUUUCCUCUUGUCCAUCCUGACUUGCUCACGAAAAUAAACAAAGACAAAAUUCCUGAAGAAAAUGCAGUUUCGGAAAGUAAGUUACAAUGGGAGACGUUUUUUUCGGCAUGUUUUUUCAAGAGGAAGCGGAAUGGCGAUUGAAGGCGAUAAGGAAGCUUUGGAGCGAACGCCAAAGUAUGGGACGCACACCUCUCAUUAGAUUCUCGGUGAUUGUGCGAAAUUCUAGGGAAAUUAACUAGUUUUUCAGCCGAGGGGGCUACCGAACUCGGAUAUUUUUCUGAAGAACGAAACGGCGACCAAGACGAGGACUCUAAAACAUCGUUUCGUCUGGGCGCUCGUUCUGUGGGCCAUCACAGAAGGGAAAGUUGGGAUAAUCGGAGAAAUACCAAUCAGAACCUUUUUCUCAGGUUACCAGCAACACCUCCGCCGUCUACGACUCCACAUCCGGCAACACUGGUGCCAGUGAAGCUUACAUGUGCUCUUUGAUCGGAGUUCCGUACGUUGCUGUGGUUUUUUAUUUUCCAAAAAUAGAAAACGUGAUAAUUUUCCAGGUUGCGGAUAACUUAGAAACAGAGAAAGUGCGACAAAUAGAAAGUUUUGGAGGAAAAAUUAUGAAGGUUUCCCCAAUUUUAAAGUGAUCGCAAUACGUUUUUCAGGUGCCCGUCUCAGAUCGUAAUAAAAGAGCCAAAGAAGAAGCCAAGAAAACGGGCGGAUUCUACAUCAACCAGUUCGGGAACGCUGAACGAGCCGAAGAGUACCAUGAAAGUAACCAUCUUUUAUCUGAUUAUUUAUUCAUUUCUUCCACUUCAUUAGGCGGCAGUUUCCACUACGAAAGUACCAACGUCUUUCAUGAAAUACUGGCUCAAUUUGAAGAGGACAAGCUGCAAAAAGCCAAGGUUCCUGACUAUUUCGUCCACUCGGCGGGAACAGGUGAGGAAUCGCACUUUGAAAGGUUGCACAGGAGCUUUCAGGAGGCACGAUUUCUUCGGUCGGUCGUUAUAUUGUCCGAUACGGAAUGCCGACUCGUGUGGUGCUCGCCGAUUCGCAGUAUUCCUUGUUCUACGAUUACGUCAUCAACAACCGCUUCACGAACCAGUCCGGCGCCGGAAUCUGGACGCCUCCUGGGAUCGCCGGCAUCGGCUACGGCUACGACAUCGAGCCGGUCUGGUAUGGCGACACGACGAGGUCAGUCGGUUGCAGGAAAACCAAAGACAUCUUAAAAUUAUCGAAAGGCCGGUCAUUUUCAGCCUCGUCCGACACGUCGUCAACGAGGCGAUGAAAAUGCCCGACGUAGCGACUGUAGCUGCUCUCCACGAGCUCAAUGGACGAGGCCUCAACGUCGGACCGUCCACAGCCCUCAACUACCUCGUAUCUCUCUACCAGGCCUACAAACAGAGGUUAGAGCAGCGAGCCAAAACUAUAAAGAAAAGUUUCUUAUGAGAUUUUUCUCUUCUAGUUGUACCUAUAUUGUCACUGUUUGAAAAUAGUCGUCUCUGUGUUUUUUUUAUUCUCAAAGAAAAAACUUUCCAACCACCUCAGGGAAUAAAACAAGAACACAACCUUCAAAAACUUUUUGAUAUAAAGUAAUCAGACUCAAAAAAAGAGUAAAAUAGUUUAGGAAGAUUAUUGAAAACAGUUUUUUUAAAAAGGAUCGAAAAAUUUUUAUACAUCUUCUUGAAAUUAUAAAACUUUGAAGUCUCUACACCGUACGCUGAAAAGCUUUUUUCAAUAUUUCAGACACUCUUCAAUAUCCAAGCGUCUCACAAUAGUUACAAUUGCUUGCGAUCCUGGAGAUUUCUACCGUAGCACUUACCUGAAUUCUACCUGGGUUGACGCAUCUCUUGGCAAGAGCGGGGGCAUGAAAAGCGUUAAGUGUUGGAGAGAGGUGAGAUAAAUCCUUUCCGAUUUCUUUGCGAGAGUCUUUUCAGGUUAUUGUGAACGCCAUGGACAAAGGCUCAGACUUCCUCGGCCAAGGCUUGACCAAAUGCUACGGCAAUUUCCAGUCGUCCCUCUGA